Messenger RNA from Aphanomyces astaci, 792 nucleotides. RefSeq lists its product as hypothetical. Gene Ontology annotation, molecular function: protein-lysine N-methyltransferase activity. Gene Ontology annotation, biological process: peptidyl-lysine methylation. The record is from RefSeq and is a predicted model, not a curated record. Gene Ontology annotation, cellular component: cytoplasm. Bases 233 to 763 code for a protein of 176 amino acids. The transcript has 3 exons. NCBI's taxonomy places the organism in Eukaryota, Oomycota, Saprolegniomycetes, Saprolegniales, Verrucalvaceae.
UUGAAAUAUGCUGCAGUUCGCGUCAGAGUUGAGCUACUUGGAUCGCCACCUCACCUAUGCUAAAGAACGAAUCUUCUCCUUUCCGAACGCAGGCCAAGUCGUUAUUGUGCAGGACAUCUCGGACGUCGGAGGAACGGUUUGGGACGCCAGCAUUGUCUUGAGCCACCACUUGGAUAGCUUAGGAAGCGCGUACGUGUGACGCCUUGAUCGAGGACACUUUGUUCGAUGAUGCAUGUUUAGCGUGCUGCAAGGCAAGUCUCUUAUUGAGCUUGGUGCUGGCACGGCCUUACCAAGUAUCGUAGCGUCACGAUUGGGUAUGCAUACGGUGGCCACAGACAUGAUCCACGUGCUACCAUACUCGGAAGCUGCUAUCCGCUCCAACUGCGACGACCUCGUUCAAACGGGGGCCAUCCGAUGGCAAGAGUUGCUUUGGGGUGCGGCUGGUGUUGGCCUGAGUGCGCUCAAGACGGCUUCCAAGCAGCACGACUACAUUGUCGGGGCUGACAUCGUGUACAAUGUCGAAUUCUUCGACGAUCUCCUUGAGACGUUGUUGGAACUGUGCCCCGCCUGUGACAAGGAUCAACCGACGGUGCUUGUGUGCUUUGAACAACGGCGGCGGGACCUCACGUCGCUUUGGGCAACGAUGGAAUUGCAUUUCCACGUCGAAUUGGUGACCUCGUCCAUGCUGGAUGCAUGUAGACGGGACGUGAAUGUGUUUUUGUAUCAAUUGCAUCGAAAAUCACGCGAUAAUACGGGUCGAUAAGUGCGAAAAAUGAAGUUUAUUCGACCAAA